CCUGGCUGGCUUGACCGAGCACCGACUGCCACUCAAGGCACCUACAACACGCUACAUGCUCCUCCCACCACCGCUCCCCGCCCCAGUCGCCCUCGCCCAGCUCCUCGCCGACCCCUCGUCCUCCCACACCCACGACCUCACCCACGCAGAAGCCGCUCGAGCACGCACUCGCACCGCACUCAAGGCCACCCGCAACGACCCGCAAGCCGCAGACUGGGCAGGCGCAGCGAGGGCCGUCGCAGAGUACCUCCCGCACCUCUACGCCAUCCUCGCUUGCGUCGAGGCAGAUGACCUCCUCCUGCGCACCGACCCUGUCUUCUUCGCGUGGCGCGCAUCCCUGUCGUCUCAAGCGCUCAAGAAGGCCAGCAAGCGCGUCCUCCUGCCGUCGCUCCACGCCGAGCUCACCGCCACCCUCCUGUCGUACGCCCUGUGCCUCGCCAACCAGGCCUCUUCCCUCGUCACCUCGCUCGGCUCGUACGAGAUCGCGUCGUCCGUCACGACCACGGGCCUCAAGGGCCACGACGAGACGGUCAAUCAGGCCGCCGACACGCUGUGCCGCGCGAGCGGCGUCCUCAUGCACCUCGCCGAGGUCAUCAUUCCGCGGUGGGAGGCGGCAGUCGGACUCGAUGCGCUCAGAGCGCGGCCCGUCGAGAUGAGCCGUGAAGUGACGACCGCCCUCGCCAAGAUGUGCCUCGCUGACGCCAACCUGCUCGCGAUCCGCCGCCUCCUGUCGCGCUCGCUCCAGGUCGCCCACUCGACGACCACGCCGGGCCCUCCUCUCCCGCCCUCGCACCCUUCGCCCGCCCUCCUCGCCAAGCUCCACCUCCAGGUCUUCACCCUGUACGACGAGGCGCGAGCCGCUGCCAAGACCGUCUCGUCGUCGUCCUCAUCGUCGUCGUCGGGCGCGGGCGCGGGCGCGACCGGCUCGGGCGACCUCUCGCCCGCCCUGCGCCGCUACCUGUCAGACGGGCGCACGCUCGCGCUCGCCCUGUCGUACAAGUGGCUCGGCGUCGACGCGGGCGAGCGCGGCGAGACGGGCGACGCGCUCGGGUUCCUCGGCAUGGCCGGCGCAGAGCUCGAGGCGCUCGCGGGCAAGGACAAGGGGCUCAGGGCGCUCAAGGGGUUUGGCAAGGCGAGGGUCGGGGGCAAGGCGAGGAAGGGCAAGGUCGGAGAGGAGGUCGAGAGCACCGAGGCGUUCCGGAAUGCCUACAGGAGGGUCAACGACUCGGUGCACUUCCACCCCGUUCCCUCCCCUCAGACCCUCCAGUCCCGCCUCCCCUCCGGCCGCGCCGCCCUCGCCCUCAAGCCCUUUCCCCCUCCCUCUCCCGCCUUCCGCCCUCGCUCAACCGGCGCACCACCGCCCUCGCGCAUCCCGCCGCCGCCGCCGACGGCGGCGUUCGCGGCCAUGGCGCUCGGAGGACCCGGCGCAGGAGGAGCGGCGGCGGUGGGAGGGGACAGCUCGGGCGAGGAGGACGAGGGUGGCGACGAGGCGCUCGGGAGCUACUUUGGAGCGGGGCAGUACUUCUGAGGGUGGACGAGGCCGCGCGAGCAAUGUCAGAAGCAGUGGGCUCGAGCGGCUCGUCUCGAGCCUCCUGCGUGCGCCU
Molecule: messenger RNA, 1604 nt
Organism: Rhodotorula graminis WP1
Lineage: Eukaryota; Fungi; Basidiomycota; Microbotryomycetes; Sporidiobolales; Sporidiobolaceae
Exons: 6
Coding region: 56-1528 (490 amino acids)
Biological process (GO): cellular response to pH
Cellular component (GO): plasma membrane
Source: RefSeq, a predicted model, not a curated record